CAGGGCUUUGCUCCGCCAGCCAUUGCGGGCGCGCUGAGCACUCUCGGAUUGAGCAGUGGUCGUUUAGACACUCCUGCAAGCAUACCAAGCAGUACUGCUGCACGCGGUUGCUCCCUGAGGCCCACCGCUGUGUUGGAGCAACUUGCACCCAAGAGCACUCGACGCGUCGCCGCGCGCGUCCGACGGCGGGCGAGGCCUCGGCGUUGGCAUCGUGAAGACGCGCCAGCCGGCACAAAGAAGCGAUGCUGCGCGCCGUCUUAUGGCUGACCCUGGCGGCGGCAUUCGUGCCGGCGCCGCGACGGGCAACGCUCACGCCGUUGGCCGGCCGCAAGCGCGGCCGCGGCAACAGCAAGGACGCCGACGACGCGCCCAAAGCGCCAAAAAAGAAGAAGUCGUCCGGCGCCGCCGCCAAGGCCGCGGCCCUCGCGGAGGAAGCGCUCGCCCCGAAACCGAAGCAGGCGGCGCCGGACCGUAUUACAGCAAAACAGAAGAUCCAGAAAAGGCGCGGCAACGACGACAAAGUCGUAGUAGUGGAAGAGGAAGAAACGAAAGGACGAGAGCGCAAGAAGGCCCAGGACGAGAUCAGUCCCGAGCGACGGGAAUUAUUGCGGGGCGUCGCCGCGGCCGAGUCCGCGUACGCUGCGGCGGAGCUCCUCGCGGACGCCGUGCAGGCCGAGAAUUAUGAAAGGGACGCGUCGGAGAGCGCGGCCAUCGAAGGGUAUUUUGAUACUAGUAGGUGGCCCUCGGCCGUCUUGGUGGGUCUCGACUUAACUUCAAGACGGGGCGCGUCGAAGCUCGCGGAGCGACGCACGCGGGGCGCGGACAACGCGGGGAUGGCAUUGUGCGCUCCGGUUGAUGCGGGCUGGACGGUGCACGAUAGUUUGGCGGAGCUUGGGAGGUUAUGUGAUACCGCGCGCGUCAACGUCGUCGAUUCCACGUUUCAGAGGGCCGACAUGCCCAACGGCCAGUUUUUAGUCGGCAAGGGCAAAGUCGAGGACGUCGCGAAGCGCGUGCUCGAGCACGGGGCCGACGCCGUCGUCUUCGAUGACGAGUUGUCGCUGGCACAACAACGAAGUUUAAACAAGGAGCUCGCAUUCCAUGGCUGUGCUGACGAUCUACAAAUCUUGGAUAGGACACAAUUAGUGUUGCAGAUCUUCUCCGAAAGAGCACAAACAAGGGAGGCUCGAGCGCAGAUAGCUCUAGCAAGGGCCGAGUACAUGCUGCCUCGACUGACGACGUUUUUGACGACGGGCGCCGGCAUGGACUCGCGGUCAGGAGGCAAAGGGUCGAGUGGAGGCGCCUACCUGAGGGGUGCGGGAGAAUCGCAGCUAGAAAUGGAUAGGCGUUUGUUCGGGAAGAGAAUAUCGCGACUGAACAAGGAGCUCGAUUUAUUGAAAGAAAAACGAACACAAUCGCGGGAGAAGCGCAAGACCGACGAUCGGCUGCCCCUCGUUUGUCUCGUAGGGUAUACGAACGCGGGUAAGACGUCACUGCUCAAUGCCCUCGCGGAGCAGGCCCAGCCCUUAUAUGCGGACGAUCGGCUGUUCGCGACCUUGGACCCGGCGACGCGACGCGUGCAGUUGCCUUCUGGUAGGGCUUGUCGAUUAACAGAUACUGUUGGGUUCCUUCAACGGCUCCCAACAAAACUCGUGGCGUCAUUUAGAGCGACGUUGGAGGAGGUCGCCGACGCUUGUUUGCUACUCCAUGUGGUUGAUUCUUCUUCACCCUUGGCGGCCAAUCAAAUGAGGGCAGUGAGAGGAAUCGUCGACGAGCUCGGCUGUCGAGAGACACCAACAAUAACCAUCUACAACAAGCAGGACCUCUGCGAGGAUGACGCAGUUGUUUUUGAAUUGGACAACCUGCCCAAGUCCGAUGUGGACUCGUCUUUAUCCGCCUCGGCGACGUCAGGGGGCGGCGUCGAUCAGUUGCUGGAGGCCGUCGACGCGGCGCUAGCGUCGCAGAAUUCCCUCGUGGACUGCCUCGUGCCCUUCGCGCGGGGCGAUUUGGUGGAAGAAGUUCAUAGGACGGGCACGGUGGAGCGCGUCGAGCACGAGAUGGAGGGGACGCGGCUCGUCGCGCGCGUGCCCGAGGCGCUGGCGAAUCGGUUGGCGGAGUUUCUUGUUGUUGACGACGGGUAAGGUGGGCUCGUUUUCUUGUUUUUUUUUG
Molecule: messenger RNA, 2166 nt
Organism: Pelagomonas calceolata
Lineage: Eukaryota; Pelagophyceae; Pelagomonadales; Pelagomonadaceae
Source: the annotation of a GenBank genome assembly